UAUCAGUUAUGUGUACAGCAACAAACUGGAGACCUACCACCUACCGCUAAUCAGGCGCGAUGUCUGCGUCGACUGCGUCGCGCGGGACACCCGGCAGGGUAAACGGCACAGACAUCAUAGACUUGGAUCGCUACAUGAGCGCUGCGGUGCGACCAUCGCGACACCGGCCUCAACAUACUCGUGAGCGUCUGAUCGUAGAUGCAGGCGGUGUAAACAGAACACCCGUAGAUCUGAGCUCCAGUACCGACAGUAGUCUAUUGCAAUCGCGCACAUACACUCGGAGUCACUGCAAGCAAUACUCUCACGACUCGGGAAUGUCCGACGGUAGUUACCUGAGGCAAAGAUAUCGACCACAGAGACGCGUCAGCAUGGACAAAUCAACCGAAUCAAGUCGGGCGGUUGGUUCAAACUCGUCAGUGCGCGAAUUCAAAGCUGCAUGCGAAAAGGCGUUACGCGAACAGCAGCAACAAAUAGCUCGUGUUGCAGAACUCUGCGAGAAAUUAGUACAACCGCAAAUCGCACAAAAUUUUCUUCAAACAGCAACUCCAAAUAUGACAAACAUUGGACAAAAUGUUUGUCCUAACAACUCUCCCCAAGUGGCUCAAACUUUUAACUGUAUGAGCCAGAAUACAAAUCAAUUUGGCCAACAUUUGAAGUCCGGAACUGAAAACACUAAAUGCGUUAAACAAAACUUCGGUCAAAGCGUAAGCCAAGUUAGACGCGUUAAUCAACAUAUUUCAUCAUGUACGAGUGACCUUACAUCCAGCAGUUAUAGCACAAGAAAUGGUAAAAUACGAGACAGACAUCGAUCUGAUUCGUGUAAAACUUACAAACUUAUAAUCGGAAAAUUGGAUGAACUAAGUCAGCUGUUUGCGGUUCGACGAGUUCCUGUUCAAACUCAACCUGUCAGGGGGUCCUCUGGGUCGGUGUCGAUGAGCGACAAGGUGGUGGCCACGGACGAUCUCAGUGGACGAAAUUUUGACACUGUAAAGGUGCUUCAUACGACCAGACUUAAUGGUCGGGUACAACCUAAUAUUGAUCAAUCAAUCGAACGACAUCAACUCAAAACAACAGGAACACAACAAGAGGGACAAGCGACGAAUCAUAUUGUUGGCGACAGUUGCCGGAGCGUCAACGGCUCAUUUAGCGAUGAUUUCGACUUGGACAAUCCCUUGCAUACUGCUAAAACGCUGCGAACAGCUAAAUCUAAAGGCGAUCAAUUCAAGGACACUGGCUCCGUGUGCGCGCUGUGUCGAGGCUAUUGGCGAAUUAUAAGACAGUAUUUCAAACAAUAA
This is a messenger RNA of Nymphalis io (European peacock), 1295 nucleotides long. RefSeq lists its product as uncharacterized. The transcript is spliced from 8 exons. The record is from RefSeq and is a predicted model, not a curated record. NCBI's taxonomy places the organism in Eukaryota, Metazoa, Arthropoda, Insecta, Lepidoptera, Nymphalidae. Bases 60 to 1295 code for a protein of 411 amino acids.